Molecule: messenger RNA, 1287 nt
Organism: Purpureocillium lilacinum
Lineage: Eukaryota; Fungi; Ascomycota; Sordariomycetes; Hypocreales; Ophiocordycipitaceae
Source: RefSeq, a predicted model, not a curated record
AUGGCUGCCGUCACCCGCCAGCCGUUUGCCCCCCUCGACGGGGCGCGUCUGCAGAGCCUGACGAGCCUCAAGAACAGGCAGAACGCCGUCGCUCCCCCAAGCAGCGGCAAGCGCAAGGCCGAGCUCCUCGACGUCGACGACGACUCGGAAAACGUCGACCCCGUCCUCUUCGCCAAGCGCUCCAAGGGCACCACCACCGCCUCGCCUCUCAAGGACGCCCUGCUCAAGCCCGCCUCCUCCUUUGUCCUCACCAGAGCCGCCGCUCCCUCCACGCCCGCGGCGUCGGCAUCUACCUCCGCCAGGCUACCGCUCAAGCACAGCUCCACGCCCAGGCGCACCCUCCAGCCCAAGUCGCCCGCCGCCCGCCUCAACACCGCCAUCGCCAAGUCGUCGCCCGUCUCCGCGCCCGCCGGCCGCUCGCCCACCCGCGGCAAGCGCUCCGGCAUCCUCUCCAGCCGCCGACGCUCCGGCCCCUACGCCCGCGUCGACCCGCCGUCCUUUAGCCUCGGCAAUCCCUCCUCCGCCGCUCCCUUCUCCCUCGACGCCGCCCUCAAAGGCACCCUCUCCAGCUAUGGCCCGCCUGCGGCGUCAGCCUCCUCCGCCCGCGUGGCCAAGCCCGCGGCCCGCCCCAGCAGCAGCCUGCUCGACGAGCCCGAGGCCAAGGCCAGCUGGUUCUUUGACAUCCACGAGGACACCCCCGAGCAGGAGAUGACCAACCUGCUGCAGCACAGCACCUGCGUCCUCGACAUCUCGUCGGACGAGGAGAGCGAGCGCAAGGCCAGCCGCGAGCGCGACGAGGGCCGCGACAAGGAGAACGUGCCGCCCCCGGAUGACGUCUCCCAGACGAGGAGCGCCGGCGCCGGCACGCGCCAAGCGACGCGGCCCCUCUGCGCCGACGACAUGGUGGUAGAGAAGGAGCGGGUCGCGCUGGGCGAGAUGAACGCCGUCGACUUUUACGCCGAUGGCUGUGACGAAUCGUCGGUCGUGCUGGUGCACGAAGACGAAGAGCAGGAGCCGCCUUCGCAGAACUUUGCGUUUGCGCCCGAGCUCAAGGCCCUGAGUGCCGACGCGGAUGCCGCCACGGACGAGACGGAGGCCGAGACUGAUUUCGUCGAAGGCGAUGCCGUCACCGAGGUCGCCGCGCUCAUGGACGCGACAACCAAGGGGUCCUCCAAGGCGGCCGUCCUGCAGCCCAUGGACGGUACCGGCGAGAGCUUUGAGCUGUGGGAGAGUGGCAGCGCCAAAGACGACGGCGAGGGUGAGGCCACCGUCAUUGCUGCGUCAUGA